This is a messenger RNA of Arabidopsis arenosa, 1033 nucleotides long. The record is from the annotation of a GenBank genome assembly. NCBI's taxonomy places the organism in Eukaryota, Viridiplantae, Streptophyta, Magnoliopsida, Brassicales, Brassicaceae.
CAUUGUCUCUCUUUGCUUUCCAAUAGACAACCUUAAAGCCACUUUUCAUCAAGAAGAAACACAAAAACCCUAAACAAAACCACUCAUCAAACUUAUUAGUGUCUAAUGGCACUCGUUAAUGACCAUCCCAACGAGACUAAUUACUUGUCAAAACAAAAUUCCGCCUCUUCCGAAGAUCUCUCUUCGCCGGGAUUGGAUCAGCCAGAUGCAGCUUAUGCCGGUGGAGGAGGAGGAGGCUCGGCUUCGAGCAGUAGCACUAUGAAUUCCGAUCAACAACAUCAAGGGUUUGUGUUUUACCCAUCCGGUGAAGAUCCUCAUAACUCUUUGAUGGAUUUCAACGGAUCAUCAUUUCUUAACUUCGAUCAUCACGAGAGCUUUCCUCCUCCAGCCAUAAGCUGUGGUGGUAGUAGCGGUGCCGGCGGCUUCACCUUCUUGGAGGGAAAUAACAUGAGCUAUGGCUUCACAAAUUGGAAUCAUCAACAUCAUAUGGAUAUUAUUAGCCCUAGAUCCACCGAAACUCCCCAAGGCCAGAAAGAUUGGUUAUAUUCUGAUUCAACUGUUGUAACCACUGGUUCUAGACACGAGUCUAUGUCGCCUAAAUCCGCUGGAAACAAACGUUCUCACACGGGAGAGAGCACUCAACCAUCCAAGAAACCGAGUAAUGGCGUGAACGGGAAGGCCAAGAUUAAGCCAACAACUUCACCUAAAGAUCCACAAAGCCUAGCAGCCAAGAAUCGAAGAGAAAGGAUAAGUGAACGUCUCAAGAUUUUGCAAGAACUUGUUCCCAAUGGUACCAAGGUUGAUUUGGUGACAAUGCUUGAGAAGGCUAUUAGUUAUGUCAAGUUUCUUCAAGUACAAGUUAAGGUACUUGCGACCGAUGAAUUUUGGCCGGCCCAAGGAGGAAAAGCUCCAGACAUUUCUCAAGUUAAAGAUGCCAUUGAUGCCAUUCUCUCCUCAUCACAACGAGACAGGAAUUCGAAUCUGAUCACCAAUUAAUGAAGGGUUUAAUAAUUAAUAAAUCAGUUACUCAACA